Cyclopterus lumpus (lumpfish) is the source of this 750-nucleotide messenger RNA. RefSeq names its product fibroblast growth factor 14 (gene fgf14). Gene Ontology annotation, molecular function: fibroblast growth factor receptor binding; growth factor activity. Bases 1 to 750 code for a protein of 249 amino acids. The record is from RefSeq and is a predicted model, not a curated record. Gene Ontology annotation, biological process: positive regulation of cell population proliferation; positive regulation of gene expression; animal organ morphogenesis. Lineage: Eukaryota; Metazoa; Chordata; Actinopteri; Perciformes; Cyclopteridae. Gene Ontology annotation, cellular component: cytoplasm. The transcript has 5 exons.
AUGGCCGCUGCCAUCGCGAGUGGGCUGAUCAGGCAGAAGAGGCAGGCACGGGAGCAGCAUCUAGAGCGGCCGGCCACCAACCGACGGAGGAAGAGCCCCAACAAGAACAAGGGUCUCUGCAAUGGGAACCUGGUCGACAUCUUCUCUAAAGUGCGCAUCUUCGGCCUCAGGAAACGGAGACUACGGAGACAAGAUCCCCAGCUCAAGGGUAUAGUGACCAGGUUAUAUUGCAGGCAGGGAUACUACUUGCAAAUGAACCCCGAUGGCUCUCUUGACGGGACCAAAGAUGACAGCAGUAAUUCCUCUUUGUUCAACCUUAUUCCUGUGGGCCUCCGAGUCGUCGCCAUCCAGUCCGUGAAGACCGGUUUAUACAUCGCCAUGAACGGGGAGGGCCAUCUGUACACAUCAGAACUCUUUACAGCAGAGUGCAAGUUCAAAGAGUCGGUGUUUGAGAACUACUAUGUGAUCUACUCGUCCAUGUUGUACAGACAACAGGAGUCGGGGAGAGCUUGGUUCCUAGGGCUCAAUAAAGACGGCCAAGCCAUGAAGGGCAACCGGGUGAAAAAAACCAAACCAGCUGCUCACUUCCUGCCCAAGCCAUUAGAAGUCGCCAUGUACAGAGAGCCAUCGUUGCACGACGUUGGAGAGACGGCGCCCAAGGCGGCGGCGCCCCCCAGUAAAAGCACAAGUGAGCCAGCGGUGAUGAACGGAGGUAAACCCGUGAGCAAGCCCGACAAGCCUGCCACAUAG